AUGGCCACGACAACUGGGCCCUCGCCCUACGCCGAGAUUGUGUCCUCGCUGCGCAGCUCCCUAAACUUCCUCGAGUCCUCGGUCCGAAUCCUCGACAGCGGGGUAUGCGACUACCCUCGCCUCAUCAAGGUUCUCAAGACCGUCCGACACUACGAACUCAUCCCGCAGACCACCCUAGCCGCCGCGGAGGCCUCGCUCCGCGACGAGAUCGGCCCUUACAUUGCGCUCCUGCUGUCCCGGGCCGAGGCCCAGGUCGGCAAGCAAGACCGACGCAUAGAGACUCUCAAGGCCCGGGCUGAGCUUCAGCAGGGCCGGCUCUCGCGCCCCGGCGAGGCGGACCGGUCGGCCGCGCCGACGGCCCGCAAGCUGGUCGGGGAGGACAAGCUGAGAGCCCGCAUCGUCCGCCAGCGCAAGGAGGCUCUUCGCUACGGAGUAGAACGCCUGGAGCUGGAGGUGCUGCAGAAAGAACGCGAGCUGAGAAGACGACUGGACGGGUGA
This is a messenger RNA of Ustilaginoidea virens, 498 nucleotides long. RefSeq lists its product as uncharacterized. Gene Ontology annotation, cellular component: spindle microtubule; DASH complex. Bases 1 to 498 code for a protein of 165 amino acids. Gene Ontology annotation, biological process: attachment of spindle microtubules to kinetochore. Lineage: Eukaryota; Fungi; Ascomycota; Sordariomycetes; Hypocreales; Clavicipitaceae. The record is from RefSeq and is a predicted model, not a curated record. The transcript is spliced from 2 exons.